Arabidopsis thaliana (thale cress) is the source of this 276-nucleotide messenger RNA. RefSeq names its product PPR containing protein. NCBI's taxonomy places the organism in Eukaryota, Viridiplantae, Streptophyta, Magnoliopsida, Brassicales, Brassicaceae. The transcript has 2 exons. The record is from RefSeq and is marked reviewed. The annotation marks the transcript as partial.
AAAAGCACAGAACGUAUUCAACUUUUCAAAAGGGUUGUGGCAGCUGAAUAUUAUUUGUUCUAUGAUGUUUUGUUGGAAGCCGUCAAAGACAUACAAAAAUUGAAAGUUGAUCUAACGAUAGAAGAGAAGAAAUGCUUAGAAAUGGUAAAUGAGAAUCUAUUUAACGAGACAGUAAAGAUACUAAAACCGCUCGAAGAUAUGGGUAUGAGGUCUGAAGAAACAAUCAUUAUAGAUGAUAAUCAAAAGAUGAUUAAAGAGUAUUUGGAGGACACCUUC